Molecule: messenger RNA, 3454 nt
Organism: Oncorhynchus mykiss (rainbow trout)
Lineage: Eukaryota; Metazoa; Chordata; Actinopteri; Salmoniformes; Salmonidae
Gene: mtmr2
Product: myotubularin related protein 2
Biological process (GO): phosphatidylinositol dephosphorylation
Cellular component (GO): membrane; cytoplasm
Molecular function (GO): phosphatidylinositol-3,5-bisphosphate 3-phosphatase activity; phosphatidylinositol-3-phosphate phosphatase activity
Source: RefSeq, a predicted model, not a curated record
AAACGAGAAGUAAAACAAACCACUCCCGUUAUUAUGGACAGGGUCAGGGAACUCUGGGAAAAGAUGGUAGCUUCCUGUCUGUACCUUUGAUUUACUUUUCACCAAGGACGGAAUCAAAACAGUUGCAUGUAGAUAUCUGCCCUCUCGCCUCAACCUGAUAAUUAAUAUACUUACAUUUGACCAAGAUUUACCAUGGAGAACACCGGGAGCAUCGACAGUCUAGGCUCGAAGCGUUCCUCAUCAAGGCAGCCGAGUGUUGAUUCACUGUCCAGUACCUCCACCUCUCGUUCUGACCGGUCCGCUCACGCUGCCAAGCCCACCUUUGCAAUGUCUUCUGACAAUGUGUCCAUCUCAACAGACUUUUCCCCAGAGCUACGGGGUAGACCUAAAGCGGUUGCCAAGGUGCUCAGGGAUUCAAAAGAAGAACCACAGUUACUACCAAAGGAAAGCGUGCAAGACAUGGCCAAAGAUGUCACCUACAUCUGUCCUUACAUCGGUGCACUGAGGGGGACAUUGACUGUCACCAACUACAGGUUGUUUUUCAAAUGCAUGGACAGGGAACCAGCGUUUGUGCUGGACUUGCCCCUGGGGGUAGUGAGCCGGGUGGAGAAGAUAGGAGGGGCAUCUAGCCGUGGUGAGGUCUCCUACGGGCUUGUCUGCAAGGAUAUCCGUAAUCUGCGGUUUGCACACAAGCAGAUGGAGGAUUCACUCAGGAAGUCCAUUUUCGAAAUCCUGAUGAAAUUUGCCUUUCCUGUUUCUAAUGGUCUGACAAUCUUUGCCUUUGAGUAUGGGCAGGUCUAUCCUGAAAAUGUCUGGAAAGUGUAUGAUGCUCAAGCGGAAUACAAAAGACAGGGCUUACCCAACGAGAGCUGGAGGAUAACUAAAGUGAAUGAUCACUACGAGCUGUGUGACACUUACCCAUCAACCCUGGUGGUGCCUGUUAACAUCCCAGAUGAGGAGUUGAAGAGAGUGGCUGCCUUCAGAGCCAAGGGCAGGAUACCUGUGCUGUCAUGGAUUCACCCAGAGAGCCAGGCCACAGUGAUCCGCUGUAGUCAGCCCAUGGUCGGGGUCAACGGCAAGCGCAGCAAAGAUGAUGAGAAGUACCUCCAAACCAUCAUGGAUGCCAACGCUCAGUCCCACAAGCUCUUCAUCUUCGAUGCCAGGCCUAGCGUCAAUGCUGCUGCCAACAAGAUGAAAGGGGGUGGUUAUGAGAGUGAGGAUGCCUAUCAGAAUGCAGAAUUGGUGUUCUUGGACAUCCACAACAUCCACGUGAUGAGGGAGUCACUGCGCAAGCUGAAGGAGGUAGUCUAUCCCAACAUCGAGGAGUCCCAUUGGUUCUCCAACCUCGAGUCCACUCAUUGGCUGGAACACAUCAAGCUGAUCCUGGCUGGGGCGCUGCGUAUUGCAGACAAGGUGGAGUCAGGGAAGACGUCAGUGGUGGUUCACUGCAGUGAUGGGUGGGACCGUACUGCCCAGCUCACCUCCCUGGCCAUGGUGAUGCUGGACGGACACUACCGCACCAUCCGCGGCUUCCAGGUGCUGCUGGAGAAAGAGUGGCUGAGCUUCGGCCACCGCUUCCAGCUGAGGAUCGGUCAUGGGGAUAAGAACCACACAGACGCAGACCGCUCGCCUGUCUUCCUGCAGUUCAUAGACUGCGUGUGGCAGAUGACCCGCCAGUUUCCUGCAGCCUUUGAGUUCAACGAAUACUUCCUGAUCACCAUCCUGGACCACCUGUACAGCUGCCUGUUUGGGACGUUCAUGUGUAAUAGUGAACAGCAGAGGGUGAAGGAGGAGCUGCCCAAGAAGACAGUUUCCCUGUGGGCCUACAUCAACAGCCAGCCAGAGGAGUUCACCAACCCUCUGUAUGUCAACUAUUCCAACCAUGUGCUGUUCCCAGUGGUCAGCAUGCGCCACCUGGAGCUCUGGGUGGGAUACUACAUCCGCUGGAACCCUCGCAUGAGGCCACAGGAGCCUGUUCACCAGCGCUACAAGGAGCUGCUGGCAAAGCGGGCGGAGCUUCAGAAGAGGGUGGAGGAGCUGCAGCGAGAGGUGACCAAUCGCUCUGCCUCCUCAUCCUCUGAGAGGGCGGGCUCUCCCACCCGCUCCAUCACUCCAGUUCAGACCUUUGUCUGACAAGCAGACAGACAAAACCCAGGGGGAUGGUGUCCGGAAGCUUAUAGUGGACGGCUGAGGACAGAGGCCCAACUCCUAUAGGAAGCAAAACAACCAACAAGUGUCUGUAGAAACCGCAUAUUGGCCUUUGGCUGCUCCACCUCAACAGCUGAGGUCAUAUAGAGUCAGAACUGUAGAAUGAGAAUAAGAACAUUUAAUUUAUAUCUCUAUGGUCAGAACCUUCUGCUGCACCAAACAGAGCUGCCUUUGUUUCCAACCACCUUGCUACAGCCAUACUACACUCUACUGACCUCUGCUGCCAGGGUCAAGAGUACUGUAACAUAUUAUCAUCAAAUGAGUAUGAAAUAUAUUAGCUUACUGUAUGUAGGUAUUACAUUUAUUCUAAGUGAUAAGUACACUAAUUGAUUAAUAGGAUAAAACAAGCAACACACUAAAAGUAAUAGCUCAAUUAAUUCCUCCGUUGUUAAAGCAGGGUGCAGAUUUAUUCCAGAAAGGCAGGCUAUUUAAACAAAUGUAUGUUUAUUUCUACUUGACAUAAUCCAAAUAGGGUUUGAGGUCAGAAUUGUCUCGGAGUUGAGAAAAUAGUUACUGAAUGGACACAUUUUGACCAAAUAGGUGUGAAUGAAUCAAUGUGGGCAUGGGUGGGUGUAUUGUUAGUUAUGUAUGACAUUCCAUCUGAUCAGUAUGUUGUGUUUUUAAGCUGUCAAGUUCCUUUUAUUAGCAAGUUAACUGCAUAUUAUUUUCUGUCUUGUAGGUUGUGUGUAUAGUUUACAGUUUACCAUAUACUUAUAGGCUUACACCGAGUUCUGUCUCAUUCCUAAUUGAUUAGGUUAUAGCUUGAGGGCUUUUUGACUGCAAAGACCAGUUAAUCAUCUAAUACAUUGAAUUGUUGCAAUGAGUGGUCAUCUUGACUUAGUUAAAUAUUGUUAACCAUAAGCAUGAAGACUGAUCUGUGUACUGUAUACCAUCCCUCACUCCUACAGCAAAGAUGAGGGAGUAGUGGUGGAAAUCUUUAUGAUAUGGACUAGUCUAGACAAGUCUAGCUAGAGUUAUGCUGUGCAUCAUAUAUAGGGAGGAGGGAUAGUGUUAGAGGGUAGCUAUAUGAAUGUAUGUUAGAAUUUUGGCCCUGUUAUCUGCUUAUGUGUAUAUUGUGGUGAUUUCUGCGAUAACAUCACUUUGCAGACUGCUCACUCAGAAAAUGGAUAAUCAGGAUUGACAAUGUGCAUUUAAUGGUUUAGUUAGGGUUUUAAAAUGAAAGCUGUAACUAAGUGCUUCUUGAAAGGUCAUACUCACAGGUUCUUAAUAAAUGCUGCAUAUUGGA